AUACUAUUACGCUUUCUAGCUUGACGAUAACUAUUACUCUUAUCAUCAUACGUCUACUCAAAGUAAUGGAAUCAUCUCUUGCGCAGCAAAGAUCCGCUAUAAGACAAUUAUGGGCUAAUAACGUACGAAAACCAAAAGUUCUUUCUGAAAUGACAGGUGUUCCGUUGUCUACUGUAUACAGAUAUGUUGCCCAAUUAAAAAAAUAUGGCAAGUUAGAACCACUUCCUCGCUCAGGAAGGCCUAGAAUAUUGAGUCCGAAAAAACGACGUCAACUAGGUCGUAUGGUUCAAGCAGAUAAUUAUACAAACAGCCAAGAGCUUGCCACAAAACUCAUUGAAUCUAACCCCGGUUUGAAUGUCUCACGAAGUACAAUAUCCAGAGAGCUUUCUCGGCUUCAUUGGAAG
Molecule: messenger RNA, 404 nt
Organism: Paraglomus occultum
Lineage: Eukaryota; Fungi; Glomeromycota; Glomeromycetes; Paraglomerales; Paraglomeraceae
Source: the annotation of a GenBank genome assembly